Molecule: messenger RNA, 2125 nt
Organism: Leptonychotes weddellii (Weddell seal)
Lineage: Eukaryota; Metazoa; Chordata; Mammalia; Carnivora; Phocidae
Source: RefSeq, a predicted model, not a curated record
AGAGAGGUAAUGGAGGACUGCGGCGACGUUGAAGUCUGAGAAUGGCUGCCUUCUCAGAAAAAAAAGGAACCGCCAGCAGCCACUGGAUGGCUUUGGGAUCCUUUAGGGGAAGGAAAAAAAAAAGGUGUGUGUCAGAAGUGGGAUUCGAACCCACGCCUCUAUUCAGAGACCAGAACACCCGCAGGGAAGGAAAUUGAACCAGUCAAACGAGAGGCAAGUGCAAACUCCUUGGAAAACUAGAAGGAUUGGUGGCCACUGCGCAGGCGUCGGACUCAGCGAAGGCCGAAACUAGAGUGGCCAAGGCGAGAAAGCCUGGCAGCCAGACGCCGGGCGCCGCCGCCCAUCCCUGGGCCUCGUUGGUGAAACUCUGGCCAGUUAAUACACGGAAAGCGCGUGGAAAUACACUCGCCACAGAGUCCUGGUGCCCAUGGCUUCCUCCCCGGUGGACGCAUCUCGCAGGCGGCAGGAGAAGCGGCGGCAGCUGGACGCGCGUCGCAGCAAGUGCCGCAUCCGCCUGGGCGGCCACAUGGAGCAGUGGUGCCUCCUCAAGGAGCGGCUGGGCUUCUCCCUGCACUCGCAGCUCGCUAAGUUCCUGUUGGACCGAUACACUUCUUCAGGCUGUGUGCUCUGUGCAGGUCCUGAGCCUUUGCCCCCCAAGGGUCUGCAGUAUCUGGUGCUCCUGUCUCAUGCCCACAGCCGAGAGUGCAGCCUGGUGCCGGGGCUUCGGGGGCCCGGGGGCCAAGAUGGGGGGCUUGUGUGGGAGUGCUCUGCAGGCCACACCUUCUCCUGGGGCCCCUCUUCAGGCUCCAUAUCUCCAGAGGAGCCCAAGCCAGUGUCCUGUCCGAAUACUGCCCGGAGAAGCUGGUGCCCGGAGGCCAGGAGCAGGUCGGAGCCUGCAGGUUUGGAAUCUGAGCAUGAUGAGAGGACUCAGGAGGCCAGGUUGCCCAGCAGGGAAGUGGGACCCCUACUGGAGACCUUCCCAACCCCAGGAGAAGAGGGGGAGGAGGAAGAUGAGGAUGAAGAGGAGAUGCUCAGUGAUGCCAGCCCAUGGACCUACAGCUCCUCCCCAGAUGACAGUGAUCCAGAUGCCCCCAGAGUACUUCCUUCCCCUGUCACCCAUGCACUUGAGGGGGAGACACCCCCGGCCCCAGCAGCUCCCCUCAGUCCUCUUGCUGUACCAUCCUCAUCAACAUCAUCAUUGGGUUCUGGAGCUCUUCUGCCUACGGAGGUUGGGGUACAGCCGGAACUCAGAGGGACCCCUCAAGCAGCCCAGCAGACUGAGCCCCUGGCCAGCCCUGGGAGUCAGGCCCAGUCUGCUCUGACCUUGGCCUGGGAGGAGGACAUGGCACAGAUCGGCCCCAAGAGAAUUAGGAAAGCUGCCAAAAGAGAGCUGCUACCUUGUGACUUCCCUGGCUGUGGAAGGAUCUUCUCCAACCGGCAGUAUUUGAAUCACCACAAGAAGUACCAGCACAUCCACCAAAAGUCCUUUUCCUGCCCAGAGCCAGCCUGUGGGAAGUCCUUCAACUUUAAGAAACACCUGAAGGAGCAUGUUAAACUGCACAGUGACACCCGGGACUACAUCUGUGAGUUCUGUGCCCGGUCUUUCCGCACCAGCAGCAACCUCGUCAUCCACCGGCGCAUCCACACUGGAGAGAAACCCCUGCAGUGUGAGAUCUGUGGGUUCACCUGCCGCCAGAAGGCCUCCCUGAACUGGCAUCGGCGUAAGCACGCCGAGACAGCCGCGGCUCUGCGCUUCCCCUGUGAGCUUUGCGGCAAGCGUUUCGAGAAGCCAGACAGUGUUGCAGCUCACUGCAGCAAAAGCCACCCAGCCCUGCUCCCAGCCCCACAAGAGUCACCCGGCCCACUGGAGCCCUGUCCCAGCAUCUCUGCCUCUGUGACCCCGAGGUCCGGUGAGGAGUCCAGGCCCUCUGUGCUCCCUCAGCAGUGAGCAUUCCUGAGCUCUGAGGAGCCAGACCCUGGAGACUGAAGAGGAGGGAGGAAGAGAAGUGCCAGGUGCCUGGUCCCCAGAAACCAGGGUGACAGGGAGUGCAGGGUGGGAGCACAACACAAGCCAGGCUACUUUAGUCUUCCUCAAGGACAGAAUAAACCCAGUAUUUUACAUGGA